AAUACAUCAAAUAAUUGUUUUAAACACUUGGUUUUUAUUUUGGAGAACUUUGAAUUUUUCGGUCGAGUUUCGCAUCGGUUGGCUAGGCCGUGGUUAAGGCAAAAACCAUGGGUUCUUGACUAACCACCCACCCAGCGAUGGGAAGAUCUUCCCAUCGAUGGGUAAGCGGCCCCUCAGCCAAACCAGUUUCCAGAACCAUGCCAAACAACGAUGGGGAGUUCUACCCAUCGCUGUUAAAGCCUUGGUGCAAUAUUAACACAAGGCAGAACGACCUUGCCCAGCGAUGGGAAACCUAUCCCAUCGAUGGGAACCCAGCAAUGAAGACGUACACCGACAGGGAUCUUGUGCGAAAGAUCCUACGGAGCUUGACAUCCGAAUGGCGAUCCAAGGCCGAUGCCAUCUAUGAAUCAAUCGGCACAUCAAAUGUCACCAUCGAUGGCCUAAGAGGUAAUCUAAAAACCUAUGAAUCGACUAUUCUUAAUCCGUCUUUGAAUGACCAAAGGAAAGGGAUAGCACUAAAAGCCAUCAAAGAAUCAACGAUGGAUGAUUCAAGUGACGAUGAUGAAGUCAAGCUUGUCAUGAAGAAGUUCUGCAAACUUCUAAGAAAGAAAGAAAAGGUUGAGGAUGGCCCUGUGUGCUAUGGAUGUGGAGAAGCCAGGCACAUCUAGAACAAAUGCCCGAAAAGCGGAAGGAAUGCUCGACACUUCAAAAGGCAAAAGGCGACGAGUCAACCGACCAAGAUGAGGAUGAAGUUGCCAACCUCUGUCUCAUGGAACACGAAGACCAAACCGACGAUGUACAAGAGGUAUGUACCAUUUCUUCCGACUCUUACACUUUUGAAGAAAUGCAAGAAGCACUUCACGAACUUUAUGAUGAAUUUGUUAGCGCUUCUAAACUCAACAAAUCGUUAAAGAAACGCCUGUCCACUCU
Messenger RNA from Cuscuta campestris, 930 nucleotides. The record is from the annotation of a GenBank genome assembly. NCBI's taxonomy places the organism in Eukaryota, Viridiplantae, Streptophyta, Magnoliopsida, Solanales, Convolvulaceae.